AUGUCAAACGACCAAGCGAUCAAGUACAGCCUGACCUUGGACCCGUCCAUAUCGAAAUCGGCCACGCGAGACCACCCUCAACCUGCAGCAUCACUUCCAGAGGCCAAAAAGACCAAUAUCACACCUCGUGGUAGUAACGGCGACGAGAACGCAAGCAUCUACUUCAUUGGCACCGCGACCACAAUCCUGGAAUGGGAAGGCAUCCGCAUCCUCACGGACCCCAACUUCCUUCACGCAGGCGACCAUGUCCAUCUCGGACCUGGUGUGACAGCAACAAGGCAAACGAACCCAGCGAUAGACCUCCAUGAACUACCACGUAUCGAUGCCGUACUGCUGAGCCACUACCAUGCCGACCAUUUCGACCAAGAAGUCGAGGCAAGCUUGCGUCGAGAUCUGCCAAUUAUUAGUACACCUCAUGCCAAGGAAUGCCUCGUUGAUAAAAAGGGCGACGACAAGUUCACCGAUGUCUAUGACAUCGACUUCUUUCAGAACAUGAUGCUGGAUAUCAAGACUCCCGGCGGAGGUGAGAAAGCACCAGCUAUCAAGGUUACCGGUAUGCCUGGCAAGCACGUCCCUGAUGGACCAUUGAGCGUGGCGAAUGAUCUCGUUGGUGCUGUGCCCCCAACGAACGGAUGGAUGGUUGAGCUUGGCUACAAGGUUUCGGACGACUCGAGCUUCCAGUCGGGAUACAGGAUCUACAUUUCUGGCGACACACUUUACGUCAACGAGCUCGAGGAGAUUCCCAAACGAUAUGCUGGGAAGAACAUUGAUCUCAUGCUCAUACAUCUUGGUGGGACGACCAUACCUAGCCCGAAGAUGCCCUUGCUCAUGGUGACUAUGGAUGCCGAGCAAGGUAUCAAGCUCAUGCAGCUGAUCAACCCCGAUGUGACGAUACCGAUCCAUUAUGAUGAUUAUGAUGCAUUCUUGAGCCCGCUGGAGGACUUCAAGAAAGCUGUGAGCAGUGCAGGCUGGGAUGACAAGGUCGUAUAUCUUGAUCGUGCGGACAUGUACAAGUUUGCUGUCAAGCAGUAG
This is a messenger RNA of Recurvomyces mirabilis, 1032 nucleotides long. RefSeq lists its product as uncharacterized. The transcript has a single exon. NCBI's taxonomy places the organism in Eukaryota, Fungi, Ascomycota, Dothideomycetes, Mycosphaerellales, Teratosphaeriaceae. The record is from RefSeq and is a predicted model, not a curated record. The coding region runs from base 1 to 1032 and encodes 343 amino acids.